Rotaria socialis is the source of this 642-nucleotide messenger RNA. The record is from the annotation of a GenBank genome assembly. Lineage: Eukaryota; Metazoa; Rotifera; Eurotatoria; Philodinida; Philodinidae.
AUGAAUCCAUCGGAUGAGUGCUAUUUGGGAUUAAUAUAUAUUCAACAUACAUUCAAUGAUUUUAAAGAUAAUAAAAUUAUUUCUUGUGUGGAUUAUUUUCAAGAAAGAAAUUAUAGUCAACGUCAUAUUUAUACAUAUCCAUAUCUAUUGAAAUAUUACAAUGGUACAACAAAUCAUUUUCUUGAAGGAAUAUUUAAAUGCGUUCUUGAAGUAUCUUUAUUUGAUGAACGUCCUUUUGAACAUCAACUUUUUCUUCAAAUUCAAAAAUCGUUUCCAUUAUUGCAAAAACUAAGUUUAAUUAAUCGAAAUCAACUAUUUAAACAAUCAAAUCAUGAAAAUGAAAAUUUAUCAAUCAUUAAAUAUCUUUAUCUUAUUCAUCUUAAUCUGAUUAAAAUUCAUGAAGAUUAUCUUGAACAAUUUUUACUUAAGACUAAAAUGUCUUUACCAAAUAGCAUUUUUCUUCUAACAGAUUAUCAAUUACUAAAGAACGUCAUACAUAAUAUCACAAAAAAUGAAACACGAAAUAAUUGUGCAAAACUGAUAGACAUCUUUUUUAUUAACAAAUCAGAAUUUCAUGAACAUUUAAAAGAUUAUUUUCUGUUUGCUAAAUACCUUGAUUAUUAUAAUUGCUUAUUUAAAUAA